Molecule: messenger RNA, 4141 nt
Organism: Lates calcarifer (barramundi perch)
Lineage: Eukaryota; Metazoa; Chordata; Actinopteri; Centropomidae
Product: platelet-derived growth factor subunit A
Exons: 10
Coding region: 1061-1789 (242 amino acids)
Biological process (GO): positive regulation of ERK1 and ERK2 cascade; positive regulation of phosphatidylinositol 3-kinase/protein kinase B signal transduction; platelet-derived growth factor receptor signaling pathway
Cellular component (GO): membrane
Molecular function (GO): platelet-derived growth factor receptor binding; growth factor activity
Source: RefSeq, a predicted model, not a curated record
AUCGAGCAUUAGCAUUAGCCUACAAGAUUACUAGCCAACCAACUAUUAACUUCUGUUUGCUUAGCAUCAAAAUAUCUGGCUUUUUAAAGCCGUUGGUUUGGUUACUCAGCAUAGCUGCCUCUAGCUUGCAAAUUUAUAAGAAAUAGAAAAACUUAAACAAGUUCACUUUAAGUGACAGUAAGGGACGGUGAUUAGCAAAUAUGGUCAAGGCUUAUGCCACUGGAAACGGGCGUCAAGUCAGCAAGUCAUUUCAUGUUGGGUAGAGGGUUUGCGUCAGCGCCCUCAAGUGUGCUCCUGAGAUGUCUAAGACGGCUGGAUGGCUGCCUGCUGAUUCCCAGUAAGCUGCUGUAGACAAGCUCAUCAACGGAAGUCCUUAAAUAGAUAUGGAUGAUGAUAAUGAGGGCUGAUGAAAAGAAGAGUGGAGCCAGGCUACUUCAUGUCUCAACACAAGAGAGGAGUUCUGGCUUCCCGACAUCACCUGCUGGCAAGUUGGCAAGCACAAAAUAACAAGACUGUAUAAUUAACACAUAAACACACACAUGCUUGAGUUUUGUUCACUUUGCCAAAAAUGCCUUCAAAAUAAUACCGUCUCAGGGACUGCAUUCUAGUGUAAACUUUGGCAUUGGUUUUAGAUUUUUUUUAACUUGAAAUACCUGUGAACUUAAUGCUUUAUUAAAAAGUCAUUAAUGGCAGCUUUGCAUCAGUGAUGUUAUGUUGACUGUGAAUACACAUCCUUGUGUAACAAGCUUACGUAUGUUUUACUACUCACUGAAGUAAAUGAGACAUGGCUCUGUCUAUCAGUGCUGGAGUCCUGUUACACAGCAUGUAAUUACCAUCAUUGAGAGGGUUACAGGGUUUUCCCCAGAGGAGUUGUUAAGCCUGGCAGCCAAGAAUCUUUUUUUGAUGAGGGCCUGGCACAGUCCAGCGACAGACUGAUGGCGGCAGUAAGUCCCCACCAGCCAGUGAUGAUUUUGAACUGAUGAAACCUCGUCUGCACAACAUCCUCAACUCUGCAGUACAGGGGAGCUUUUCAUUUUGACCUGAUGUUGUGCUAACCUGGAUGAACAACAUGAAUCUGACAACCAAGUCACACUUCAGCUUAAAGGCAGGGGGCUCGACUGGCCCCAGAGAAAGACAAGCAAUGGAAGAGAGGGGAAAAAAAAGAGGAGAACAGAACGAGUGGGAUGCAUCAGAGGAGAAGCUGCUGCCAGGAGGAAGUGACAGCGUCACGGCACGAGUGUCGCCAUUCAAGGAGUCCCCCCUCCCACGGGAGCUGUUGGAGCGGCUCUCCCGCAGCGACAUCCGCAGCAUCAGCGACCUCCAGCGGCUGCUAGAGAUAGACUCCGUAGAGAACGAGGUGAUCGUAGAGACCAAACACAGCUACCACAAGGACUUCUCUCACAGCUUCCCCGACCUGAAGAGAGCACACACACACACCAGACACAGGAGGAGCACUGUGGUGGAAGAGGCCUUGCCAGCGGUGUGUAAGGUGCGGACAACGAUCUAUGAGAUCCCCAGGAGCCAGGUGGACCCCACCUCGGCCAACUUCAUCAUCUGGCCGCCGUGCGUCGAGGUGAAACGCUGCACUGGCUGCUGCAACACCAGCAACAUGAGGUGCCAGGCAGCCCGCAAGCACCACCGCAUGGUCAAGGUGGCGAAGGUGGAGUACGUGCGGCGGCGGCCCAAGCUGAAGGAGGUGCAGGUGAGGCUGGAGGAUCACCUGGAGUGCAUGUGCACUAGCAAACGCCACAUCAGCCCAAACUCAGACACGGAUAAUGGCAUCAGGUGAGGAGAGGUAGAUAGAUGAAGGAGUGGAGGAGAGAACAAAGACGACGGCCUGAAGCAGAAAACAAGGAGAUCUUCGCAGCAAGUGACUGUGACAGGUUUGAUGGAAUAUAUUUUGACUGGUGAACCUUUGGGAGGCUUAAUGGAGAAUAACUGACUCAUGUGAGCCUCAACUGUACCUUGAGUGAAAAACAACACAAGCAACAAAACUGUCAAUACACAGAAAUGAACCACAAACAGGCAGAAGGUUUGCUCGCUGUGAUUCCUCGAUGGAGAAAAGAAGCGAUUAGAUGCAGAACUCUGGCAGAAGUGAGGUGGAUUCUGGGAUACUGGAGGGACUUCUUAUCUGUGUCUCGUUCCUUCUCCAGAGUAUAAACCGCUCAACGACUCGGAUUAUAAACAGGGUGGAAUCCUUUCUAGAAACAGUGACUGGGAUUAGGUUUUGUACUCCAAGAUUUACUCUUCCUCCGCAAAACACACACACACACACACACACACACACACACACACACACACACACACACACACACAUGCACAUACAGCAUAUCAUCUUAUUUUUAUAACCUCUCAUUUUCUAUUGCUGUCUGUUUCUAUUUAGGUAUGUUAUCCACAUAAAGAGUGGAGGGACAAUGAUCCUCCCGACAUGUUACUGAUACUAAUAAACUAUUUAUAUGAAAACAAAGUGGGAGUGUUGUUCGCACAAAACAGGAAGGAUUUAAGAUUUCAUUUAAAACAGAAAGAGGAACUGAACAGGCUUCUGUGUGUGUUUGUAUGUGUGUGUGUGAGAGAGAGAGAGAGAGAUUAUCUGGAGGAUCAUAAUACUGAAGCUAAAACCCCUGUGAAUUUGUAACUCAAAGUAACACACACACACACAUAAAACCUGAGAGUGAUAUACACGGACACGCUGUUAACGCGGUGGAAUAACUGACGGCUAACAGGUGAUUUUUCGCUCUUGUUGCAGACUUACUGUUGUUAUUCCAAACUCGGGUCAAGGAAAUGACAAUGGUCUCAGUGAAUAGGAAGGUAAAUGUUUUCAGAGGUGAAAUCAGUCGCUCAUUUAGUGUCCACUUUCAUUAAUGUUUGAAUGUGAGUUCUCUCUGUUACGUGCGUAUGGACGUCCAUGUACUGAUGUAAAACGGACCAGAGCUGGUGAAGCAUAAAUAUUUCCUCUCGUUCUCUCAGGGGAUCUUAUUGAUUCAAACUGAUGUGAUCUUGACAACAAAUUUAACUGGAGUGACAGAUGACCAAAAAUCCAACCAGUUCAGAAAGAAUGCAACCACAUUCACACUGAUGUAUUUAAGCAUUUUCAGAGCUAAAAAUAAGUGAUUCCUAUGUUCCCUAGGUCUAGAUAGCACAUAAUGGGAACCUGAAAAAGAUGUUACCCAGUUCUGUAUUUGCUUAAUAUUUUUCAGUUCCUCAGCACUGCCACAUGGCUCUAAAUUGCCCGUAGAUGUGGAUAAGCAGUACAGCUCAUGGAUGGAUGGCUUAGGGUUAUGGGGUCAGGGUUGUUGGGUUGUAUUGACGCAUUGUUCCAAUAAAAUCUGAAAUAUUUUAACCUGAAACUGGUCUGAUUUGUCCCAAACACAGCAGGAGGGUUAAUGUCUGUUAACAGAGUAUGGAACUAGGAAACAUAGGACCAUGGGAACAUAGGACCCCUGGACUGUAGGUGCAGAGUCUUCCACUGUACAAUCAUUUAAUUUUCUUCUGUAAACAACUAAAAAAAACUCACUCAGUUCUGGAAAGGUAAAUUAAUUAAAUUAAAGAAAGCUGAACUGGGAAUCAGUGGAAAUACCUUACCUCCCAGUGGCUGUAAAAAAAAACCUUUAAGGCUGAACACAACUAAUUGUGUCUUUGUGUUCUGCUCAACUUAACUAUGUGUAAUAAUCUGUUUUUAGUUAAGGAUAGAAAUUGCAGUGCAUUAUUGGCUUAAUGAGCAUUAAUGAUUAUAUGCUCUUUAUCUGAACUAAAACAUCAGCUGCACUUUACGUUUCAUUUCAGUGUUGUGUGAUGCUUUGCACAGAGCUACGAGUGCAUGUAAUAUCUACUGCACAGUACAUACCAGAGCAACAGAUGCAGAUAAUAUGAGCAUGGAGAUUUGUUCUUGCGAAACAUGAGUGUAUCUCACAGCCUUGUUCAGCAAAUGGCAUUUUCUUAGGUGUCAUUACCAUUCAGAAGAUUCAUCUUAAGCUUGUGCUCCAGUUCUAAAAUGUUUAGACCAGAACAAUGACUGCUUUAUUUCAUUCUGCAAUAGUAAAAUAGGUUUUAUGUAACAACUACUCUGGUUUGGGAAAAGCAGCCAAUUAGUAAACAGCAAAAUAAAGAGAAGACUGUAGAGUUUGUUUCUUUUGGUGGUGAA